Epinephelus moara (kelp grouper) is the source of this 2192-nucleotide messenger RNA. RefSeq names its product paralemmin-2-like. The transcript has 2 exons. Lineage: Eukaryota; Metazoa; Chordata; Actinopteri; Perciformes; Serranidae. The coding region runs from base 959 to 1642 and encodes 227 amino acids. The record is from RefSeq and is a predicted model, not a curated record.
UAGACCUGGUAUUAAAAUGCGUCAUGGUAUUAAAACGCAUGUUAAUACCAUGUCUGAACAGGGUCAAUGUGUUCUUGUCAGAUAUUAUUUUAAACCUGUUACCAUAAAAGUUGGGAAAGAAUUGGAAUUGAAAGAUUUCUGACGAGUUUUAUCUGGAGGACUACGUGCUGUAGGUUUCAUAGCUCUACUGUACAUGAGCACUUUGUUAAAUGGCAUGUCUCCUGGUUGACAACAGGCCAAUGCAGACAUCAUCCCUACAGGGAGCAAAGACUUUUCAAUAUUUGAUCCUUCCGUUAUUCCUUUUUGCAGCGUUCAUGUAUGUGAAGGUCUGUCCUACUGUAUUAUUUAUAGGAACACAUUCAGUGCAUAUGGGACUGAAUGUGAAGCCAUGCAUCCCUGCACCACUGCAGCAUUUCAUAAAGGGAAUAAUGCGAAGGAACCACGUUGAUAAGUGAGCCUUGGAGGUGCUAGUAGGCAGAUUUUGUUACUUUUGGAUGGAGCCAGGCUUGAUGUUUCCCUUUGAUUCCAGCAUCUAUGCUAAGCUAAGCUAACUUCCUGCUGGUGUUCUCUCUUGUUUAACAGAAAAUGUGCCCCAAAAGUGAAUAUUUAUUUUAUGUUCUGAUUGUUUCCAGGUGAAAUAUGUGUAGCUGUGAAUAUGAAGAUCAUUAAAAAACACAGGUUAAGCAGAAGCUUAAAUGAAGGGGAAAAAAAUAGCAGUGGUGAUGGUGUGAUUGCAAUCAGUGGAGCAUCCCGUGACUGCCUCCCUGCACACACUGGGAGCAGUUGUAGUUUAUAAGAUGAGGGGAGGGCGUGUGUGAAGAGUCUAUGUUUAUAGACUUCCAGCAGCGGAGAAAUCAGUUUCAGCAGCUGUACCACAGAUCAGAGGGACACACGCUGCCAUGUGAUUUUCAUUACUGCAACUCGGGGAAGAGUUCAACUGUGGAAGUAAAAGCAAUACAUGAAGAAUCAAGGAAAAGGCAACACUGCUGCCAGCGUCCCCCUCUCUUCCCCACCAGGGAGCAGCAGUGUGCAGGUCUGCCAUGACUACCAGAGUGUGGCUUAUAAGAUGUAUCCUGGGAAUGGUCAUGCUAUAGAAAAUGGAUCUCACACCAAGAGAGACCAGGUCACCAGCAGAGAUGGUACAGGCAAGAUGUCCUCUGUUCCAGACAUCAUCUCUAACAGCCAGGAGCAGAGGUGCAGCAUGAAAGAUGAGGGUGCCCAAAGGAACACCAUGUGGAUGACAGAUUCAAGCAGCCAGGCCUAUUCAGGGCCAGAGGACAAUUCCACAGACCCACAUGAGACCCUGACAGAGACUUCAACUCUGACCUUUGUGGACAUCCACACCAUGGAGGACUCAGCAGAGAACCAUAGCCUUCAUGGGGUAGGGAUGGUGUACCUCAAGGAGUUUGUGCUGAUAGAUGAUGAUGAUGAUGGAGACAUGUCUCUAAGAGAAAAAACAGUGACAGACAUGUCCGUCAUGGAUGGAAAAGCUGCUGAACUGGUGUGUGGGAGGCUGUUGUCCACUUCCAGUGGAUCAUUGUCAGAGUGUAAGGAGGAAUCUCCAGCUCCUGAAGCACCUCCACCUGAGGCAGUUGAGACUGCACAUGAAAAGAAACGCUGCUGUUUCUGCACUGUUUUAUGACCAAGCAGGAGCCUGCAGCAGUUUGUCUCCAAGAUCAGGACUGUGAAACUGUCCGAGACAACUGAUAUGAUCACUCUGGGAAGACAUUUCUACAUACUGGGUUUAUAUAUGUGUUGCUGUUGAUGUGCAGCAGAGCACAUUUAUAAGUAUGGUGACAAACUGGGGUGUGAGUUCGUUAAUGACUUCUUCUUUUACUCAAAUUUUACAGAGCCCUUAUUGGACAUUAAAAAUAAUCAAUUAAUAAACAGAUUUUUGUUUGUCUCAAAUGUCAGCCACUAAUUUGCUUUUGUAACACAAUUAUGGCAAUUAUGAAAUGUAUGUAUGCUGAGAAACGUAAUGCUUUAAGUUUUACAUUAAAAGUUUUUGAUCAUGUGGGUUAAGAUAAUCAUUUUCAAGUAACAAACAUAUCUCUUGAGUCUAAUAUACAAUUUUGAUACUAAAAAAUGCAUGUUCCUGUAAUAUUUGAUCUGAAUGACAGACUUUGUGAUAACUAAACAGGUCUACAAAGACCAGGUGCUAACAACAAAUAAAGAUAACUCCAAUGACCAAA